UUGGCCGAUACCCGGCAGCGCGUACCAAAGCGAACCUGGAGGGGUGUUCUUACAAUAUCGCAAUUAAAUUAUGUCGCUUUCACGAGUAGCAGCUUUACAGCUCUUAGUACAUGAAAGAAACAUUAAAUACUGUUUUGCUCCAGAACUUUUUGAAGGUUUCUGGUACUCAGAAAGUAAAGGCGAAUUUCCAUAACAUUCCAAUACCCCCAUUUCCCGAGGUGCAUUUGCCGGCUGGUCACGUGACCUCCUGUCCUUGGCCGGCGUGCGCUGUGUGAACAUCAUGUCUGCGCUUCUUGCUGGUGCUCGUCUUCUCCUGCGCCCGGGUCUGCGCGCUCUCCCGACCCCCUGUGUGAGACUCAGCCCCGCGCAAGGAAGAUACCUGAACAAUACACCGGGACAUUUUGCAGUUGCCGCUCAACAGAAGGGACACAUCCAUGAGGAACCAGUGUCUGCAGUUCGGGCCAGGCAAGCGCAACAGUUUGAUUGGGCGCUCAACAAAUUAGACAGCUCUGUUAGAAGAACCGGACGCAUCACAAAAACACUUCUGCUCAAAAUCUUCCAUGAUGUCUGCCGGACAGGUUACCCAAGCAGCAACCAGGCCUUGCUUUUGCUACGGAGUUGCGGCUCUUUGCUGCCAGAGCUCCAGAUGUCUGAAAGAACAGAAAUGGCUCACAGGAUCUGGGACAAGCUUCAGGAAUUGGGAGCUGUCUUUGAUGUGAGCCAUUACAAUGCUCUGCUAAAAGUCUACCUUCAAAAUGAACAGAAGUUUUCACCUACUGAAUAUCUUUCAAAAAUGGAGGCCGCCAACGUUCAGCCUAAUCGGGUUACUUAUCAGAGGCUCAUUGCUGCCUAUUGCAAUGAAGGUGAUAUAGAGGGAGCAAGCAAAAUAUUAGGUUUUAUGAAGAAUAAAGAUCUGCCUAUAACAGAAGCAGUGUUCAAUACUCUGGUGACUGGUCAUGCAAGAGCAGGUGACAUGGGGAAUGCAAAGAACAUCUUGUCCGUCAUGAGGAGCGCAGGGAUCGAGCCAGGGCCAGAGACUUACGUGGCUCUUUUAACCGCAUUUGCCGAGAAGGGGGAUAUUAACAAUAUCAAAGAGACCUUAGAAAACGUGGAAAAGAAUGAAGGAAGCCUCACAGACCGAGAUUUGAUGCAAGUCAUCUGGAGUCUGGCUAAGGCUGGAUACCCUCAGUAUGUUCAGGACAUCAUGGAGCGCAUGAGAUAUGACCGAGGAUACAUACCAGAUGCGAUGAACCUCUGUUUGAGUCUGAUGACACAAGGUUAUGAAGAUGUAGCUUUCCUAGUGUUGAAAUCCUUCUCGGCUGCCUCGUCAGAUUCGCAGAACGGCGAUUCUCUACAGCACGGGAACUUCUUCCUGCGUCACUGCGUCAGUUUGAAGCAGCCAGCAAGUAAGGUCAAGCAGUUCUGUGAUGGUUUGAAAGAAGCCAAUUUGCAUUCGGCACCUCUGCAGUUUGCUCUGUACUGUUCUCUGGAUGCCAAAAAAACAGAUUUAGCUCUAGAUCUCAUGAAGUUGCUAAAAGAAGAAGGAUUGCCUGUCAGGCCACACUACUGCUGGCCUCUGCUGAUCAGCUUCCAAAAAGAAAAAAAUUCAGAAGGUACCAUUAAAGUAAUUAAAGCGCUGUCUGAAAUGGGAGUGGAGCUAGACGUUGAGACCUACUCCAACUAUGUCCUGAGUGUGUUUAAUGAUGUACAGACGGCUCGUGCACAGCUGCAGGAGAAAGGCUGCCCAGUGGACUCCAGUUGGUUUAACUUGUCUGAGCUGAGACACGAAGCUGUUUCUGGAAACCUGGAGCAAGUGUACUCUCUCUUAUCCUCCGCAAGCUUUCCUUCUGUGGAUCUGGGGCAGUUUAGAGGCAGUCUCAUCACAGCAUUUAAAAGGUCAAAUAAUUUAGAACUCCAGGCUAAGAUAACGGAGCUGCUGUACAAAGACAGGAGAUACUGCCAGGCACCUUCCUCACCCAAUGAAGCUGUUGGCUAUUUUCUUUAUAACCUGAUUGACAGCAUGAGCGACACAGAAGUACAGGCCAAGGAGGAGCAUCUGAGACAAUACUUCCAUCAGCUGAAGAACGCGAACAUCGCAAUCUCCGCAAACAUAUACAGGGGGAUCCGUAACCUUCUGGACUCCAGUCAUGUUCCGGAACUGAUUAAGGAUGUUAUAGUGUUGGUCGAUUCGCAAGAAACAUUAUCCUCAUCAGAUAUUGUAAAGUCUGUGGAGUUAAAGGCUUCGUCUUUAGAAGAAGAGAUUGAGACCCUGAAAGCUGAGAACAAGCCUUUUGGGGAUGUGUUGAAGCAGCUUGUGAUGGUACUUUGCUCUGAAGAGAAUAUGCAAAAAGCCCUAGAAGUAAAGGCCAAAUAUGAACAAGAAAACUUGGCCAUUGGAACAUAUGCAGCUCUCAUUCAGCUCUGCUGCCGCCAUGAUAAUCCAGAUGAGGCGCUUAACCUUAAACAAGAGCUGGACCGUAAAGAUUCUUCUGCUGUUCUGGACACCAGCAAGUACAUGUCUCUCGUCAAGGUGUUCGCAAAGAACAGCCGGAUAGCAGAUGCCAUUAACGUUCUAAAGGAGAUGAAAGAGAAGGAUGUUCCUCUGAAAGAUACAACGAUCACAUCCUUCUUCCACGUCCUUAAUACCGCGGCCAUUAGAGGUGACGCUGAGACAGCGGAAAACAUACACGAGAGCAUCGUAACUCUGGGAUUGGCCAAACCAACGUCUAACCUUUGUUCGCCCCUGGUAACGGUCCACCUGGAGAAGGGAGACUUAGCAGCUGCCCUGGAAACACUAUUCGCCUGCAGCAAGAAGUACAAGUGCAUGCCCCGCUUGCAUGAUGUCCUCUGUGGAUUGGUGGAGAAAGGGGAUACUGAUCUGCUGCAGAAAGCAAUGGACCAUAUAAGUCAGGAGAGGGGGGAGAUGACCAUGCUCUAUGACCUGCUCUUUGCGUUUCUUCACACUGGAAAGUACAAAGAAGCCAGGAAGAUCAUCGAGACUCCAGGACUGAGAGCUCGUCCUGGCAGAUUGCAGUGGUUUGCUGAGAAAUGCAUUGCGGCAAAUCAGCUGGAACCUUUGGAAAACUUAGUAGACAUGACUCAGAAGCUCUUUGAGUGUGACAGAGACGACAUGUACUUCUAUGUCCUAAAACUUUGCAGGGAAAACGAUGACUGGAAGAAGGCUGAUGCUGUGUGGACUAAAAUUCAAGAAGAAAAUGUGAUACCACGAGAGAGAACGCUGAGGCUGCUGGCUGAUAUUUUCAGGAGAAGUGGACAAGAAGUCCCCUUUGAUGUGCCAGAGACUUGGUAUAAAGAUGCAGCUGAAUCAAAAGUCCCAGCAUCUCCCAGUUAUGUUGGUUCUCCAGAAUUAUCCUUCCAGAAGAGAGUUCUAGUUCUCAGUAAAAAGAACAAAUCCAAAGACGCCUACGAAUCAUUCCUGGAAGCUGAGAAUAGCGGCGUCACUAUGAGUGCAGCCACAUACUCCAGCCUAAUCCGGUCACUGCUGUCAGAAGGGAUGCUGGAAGAGGCCAAAAAAGUGUUAAAUAACGCCGAGAACCACAUCAAGGGCUUCACGCUGAACGAUGCUGCCAGCAGCCUCCUCAUCAUCACGCAAGUUAGGCGGGAUUAUUUGAAAGAUGCCAUGGCCUCUCUGAAAACGAUGCUCGAAGGUGACAAGGUGCCCACACAGCUGGCAGUCACCCGUCUGGUCCAGGCGCUGGCACUGAAAGGGGAUCUGGAAGGCAUCGAAGUCGUCGAGAACAUGAUGCGCAACAUUGGCUCCUCCAUCCGCCUGUCUCAAAUGCUUUUUGUCAACAAUAAAAUGUUGGCUUACCUGAAAAAGGGGAAGAUGGAGGAAGCCAUUGAGCUGAUCGAGUCCUUGUAUACAGGCGCAGAGUCCCAGGUCACCAGUAUUUCCUACGUGUUCAGGAAGACAAUGGAGGAAAAGAUGGAGUCGGCCCUGGAGAAACUCAGCGGCAUGGCAGAGAGACUGGCCAAUCAGUUUGCAGUAUACAGACCCGUUACUGACCUUUUCCUGCAGUACAUCUCAUCUGGGAGGAAGAACGACGCCCAUUUGCUCUUGCAGAGGUGCGGUUCUAUAGCCGAGCAAACCCCUAUCUUAGUAUCUUUUAUUUCAAGAUCUGCACAGGCGCCAGGCCAGGCGCAGCUGAUCAGUGAUCUGCUUGAACUGAUCCCUGAAUUCACGGAGAAGCAAACGGCCUAUUCGUACCUAAUGAAAUGUUACGCAACCGACAAAGACACGACGGCGGCCACUGCUCUGUACGAGAAAAUGAAGAGCGAAAGUCUGAGUCCGGACGAUCUUUUCCUGAAACGCCUGGCAGUCCUUCUGAGAGAAGCCGGGAUGCCGGUCCCUUUCAACGAGCCUCCUGAAAGCUUUAAAUACUAUGCAGACAAAUUAAAGAAGGACAAGUCAGACUCCAAUGAGGAUGAACAUUAGCGCUAGUUUUUUUUUCUAAUUUCUGUAACCGUUGCAAAUUAUUUUUGUCUUUUUUUUUUAUAUGUGUUUUGUUUCUGCCCGGGGGUGUUAUUAAAUCUGACCUGCAAGAGAUAUUUAAUGGGUGGGGAAUAAAGCAAAAAAAACAAA
This is a messenger RNA of Xenopus laevis (African clawed frog), 4603 nucleotides long. RefSeq names its product leucine rich pentatricopeptide repeat containing L homeolog (gene lrpprc.L). Lineage: Eukaryota; Metazoa; Chordata; Amphibia; Anura; Pipidae. The coding region runs from base 281 to 4456 and encodes 1391 amino acids. The transcript has 38 exons. Gene Ontology annotation, cellular component: mitochondrion; nucleus. The record is from RefSeq and is a predicted model, not a curated record. Gene Ontology annotation, biological process: regulation of mitochondrial translation; regulation of gene expression; negative regulation of mitochondrial RNA catabolic process. Gene Ontology annotation, molecular function: RNA binding; mRNA 3'-UTR binding.